Messenger RNA from Micromonas pusilla CCMP1545, 12250 nucleotides. RefSeq lists its product as uncharacterized. The transcript has a single exon. Gene Ontology annotation, molecular function: phosphatase binding. Lineage: Eukaryota; Viridiplantae; Chlorophyta; Mamiellophyceae; Mamiellales; Mamiellaceae. The coding region runs from base 1 to 12120 and encodes 4039 amino acids. The record is from RefSeq and is a predicted model, not a curated record.
AUGACCGACCCGGGGUCGCCGCCGUCGCGCGCGAUCAUCGGUCGCGUCGUUCGAGACGACGACGGGCUCCCGUCCGCGGGCGCGUCCGUCGCGUUCGCGGACGAGCACAGCGACCGGCUGUACGUCGUGCGCGAGAACGACGACGGAAUGCUGUACCUCGCGCUGUCGGACGCGCUCGCCGCGGAGGAGACGAAGAAGCGCGACGACGCGGCGCACGCGCUGACGCUUCGACGGAAGGGCGACUUCGUCGGAUUCGUGCACGAGCCGACGGGGCGAUUCCUGCAGGCGCGCAAGGCGGGCGUGCACAAGCUCGUGUUUUACGCCUCGAAUUUCGGCGUGAACGAGUCGUUCGAAGCGAAGAACGUGCGCGCGUUGGAGCGCGGCGGCGAGAGCGCUUCGUCGUCGCGCGGCGCGCCGAUCGCGGCGCUGCGCUUGGAGCCGCGUCGAUUCCCGAAUCACGCGAUUCGGAUCAAGGUGUACGUCCUCGUCGCGUCGGCGACGCCCGCGGGGUCGCCGUACUACGCGCCGUCGCCGUACAUCGAGCGCGUCGCGCGCGAGAGCCUACCGCCAAGCUUGCGGACUUCCCCCGCGGGCGGCGGCGGCGGCGGGGCGGCGGGAGGUCCCGCGGGGCCGAGUGUCGGCCCCGCGGGAGAGGCGGCGAUCGCGGCGGCGGCGGCGAGGGUCGCCGCGCUCGGCGGCAAGCGCACCGCCGCCGGCGCGGGUCUGGCGACGCCGACGGAGCGCGACGAGCGAUGGCGGCGACCGGUGCCGUUUGAAACGAUGGGGAAGCGUCGCCCGGGGGGCGGCGGAAUAGGCGGGAUGCGCAGCAACGCGUCGAGUCGGCACGCGACGCCGGCGCGGGGAGCGACGACGGGCGGCGGCGCCGGCGGCGGCGGCGGGAAAGUCUCGGGCGCCGGCGAAGAGGACGCGCUCGAUCUCGGGAUCAAGCUCAUGCAAGGUUUCGCGAGGAAGUCCAAGACGGCGGCGAACACGCGCGUCUUGAAGCCCGUGUUCGCGGUGUGGAGGGUGUACUGCGAAACGAUCAAGAAGAACACGAUGUACGCGAUGAGGAUAUCGAACUUGAUGCGGCGGUCGCUGACGCGAAGGCAUCUGUACCAAUGGCGCGACGUCGUGUUGCAAGCUCGGGACAUGAAAGGACGCACGGAGCGUCUCGCGGGGCGGCUCGCGAUGUGGGACAAGCGGAAAUCGUACCGGUGUUUCCGCGUGUGGAUGGGGAUGAGCCACGAAAAGUUUGUCGUCCUGGAAGGGUAUCGGUCGUCGAGACGCAUGAACAGCCGCCGGCGCGCGUUUUCGCAGUGGCGUCGAGAGAAGAACAUCAACUUCGGCGUGAAGGAAAAAGUCCGCCGGUCGAUCAUGCGCAUGCGUCGACGAUCGAUCGCGUCCGCGUUUUACGACUGGAUCGACGCCGUUCGCGAUUCGCACUUAGCGUUCGAGGCGAGCAUCAAGGCGCAAGAGGAGCAGGCGGCGCGAGAGGAACGAGCCGCGAAAUUUCACGCGUUGAAACUCCGCCGGGUGGAACACUUCGCGCGCGCCAUCGCGAGGAAACUCCUCCACUACGCCUUCACAGGGUGGGCCGCGAACGCGCAGAAGUGGCGCACGAAACGCAGGUGGCUCACGACGUUCGCGCGACGGAUGUACCUGCGCGCGUGCCUGUCCGCGUUCGAGGGGUGGGUCGAGGCGACGGGUCGGCUCAGAUAUCAACGCGCGGCGGUGAAGCGCGUCCUCGCGAGGAUCACCCGCCGCGGCGUCUCCGAGUCGUUCUACGAGUGGGCGGAUAAAGUCCGCGAGAAGCGCGUGUGGGCGACCAAGGUGAGCGUCGCGGAGCGAUACCUGAGAAAGAUUGUGAACCGCUCGCUGUCGGCGGCGUUCGAGCGGUGGAUGGAAUACGCGCGCGUCAAAGCCGCCGAGGAGAACAAGAUUCGAAGGAACGUCCUGAAAAUUCUCGGCCGCGUCGGGGAGUCCGCGUUUUACACGUGGCAGGCUGCGGUCACGGAACGCAAGAAGCGCGAAGAGACGGAAGCGGCGUCGAUCGCGGCGUGGGAGCGCAAGCUCAAGCGAUGCGAACGCUUCGUCGCGGCGAUGCGGAAGCGAACCGCGUUCGCCGCGUUCGAGCGCUGGGAAGAGGUGACCCGGGAUCGCGUCGCGCAGCGGCGGCGCGUGCGCGGCGUCAUGGCGCGGCUCGCGAAGCGCGCGAUGGCACACGGGUUCGCGCGAUGGGUCGAGGCGACGGACGAGAUGAAAAGGCAGAAGGUCAUCGUGCGAAGGGUGCUCGCGAAAAUCGCCGAACGCGUCAAAGCCGGUUUUUUUUACGACUGGCACGGCAAGGUGGUCGCGAAGCGAGAGCAUCUUCUCGCGGAGCAGAAAGAGUGGCAGAAGAACAUCAAGAAGGUGGAGCGGUUCGUCCUCUCGAUGCUUAACCGCUCCGCGUCUUCCGCGUUGAUCCGAUGGCGCGCGCGCGCGAGGGAGCGAAGGACGACGCGUCGGAAGCUCGACGCGAUCGUUCGGCGGAUGUCCAAACGCAGCGCGCACGCCGCGCUCGUCGGCUGGGCGGAUCACGCGUCCGAGCUCAAGCGCCAGCGCGUCAUCGUCUCCAGGGUCCUCGCGCGCAUCUCCUCGAGAGUGUUCGCGUCGUGUUUCUACGCGUGGGUCGACUCGCGACGACGACAGAAGGCGUGGGAGGUUCGCGUCGCCGCGGCGGAGCGUUUCGUCGCCGCGAUGUCGUCGCGAAUCGCGUUUUCCGCGUUUACGAAAUGGCGCGAGACGACGCGAGAGAACGUCGCGGCCGAGGUGAAAGUCCGCCGGGCGAUCCUGCGGCUGAUGGACAGGUCCCUGUCGACGUGCUUCCUGGAAUGGCAGCGCAAGGUGGCGGAGCUGAGGGCGCACGUCGAGCGCGAAGAGCGCGAGGCGCGGGCGUGGGAGGCGAAGCUCGGGAAGUGCGAGCGGUUCGUGCUCGCGAUGCAGAAGCGCGAGCUGUUCGCCGCGUUCGAGCGCUGGGAGGAGAUGGCGAGCGAGCGCGCGCGGCUGCGGCGGAAGCUCAGGGGCGUCACCGCGCGGUUCGCGAAGCGCGCGAUGGCGGCCGCGUUCGAGGAGUGGGUCGAGACCGCGGACGAGAUGCGGAGGCAGAGGGUCAUCGUGAGACGCGUGCUCGCGAAAAUUUCCGAACGCGUCAAAGCCGGCGCUUUUUAUGACUGGCGAGAGCUCGUCAUCGCGAAGCGAGAGCACCUCGAGCGCGAGGCGGCGCAGUGGCAGCAGGACAUCAAGAAGGUGGAGCGGUUCGUGCUCGCGUGGCAGAACCGGUUCUUAUCCGCGGCGUUCAUUCAGUGGGAUUCGAACUGGCGCGAGAUGAAAGUCCAGCGACGCAUCUUGAACAACUGCGUCGCUCGCAUGUCCCAACGCGUGCUCGCGUCGUCGUUCAUCUCCUGGGCCGAGCGCGCGGUCGAGGUGAAACGCCAGCGCGUGAUCGUGCGCAGGGUCGUCGCGAAGAUUGCGCAGCGGCAAAUCGCGGGCGCAUUUUACGACUGGCGCGAUGCGAUCGCGGACGCGAAAGCGUUCGCGCGCAACGCGCGAGUCAGCGAGCGGUUCGUCGCCGCGAUUUUUCAUCGCUCGAUGUUCGUCGCGUUUCAUCGCUGGAAGGACGUCACGCGCGUGAACAAAGAAGCGGAGGUGAAGGUCCGUCGAUGCGUCGGGAAGAUCAUGAACCGGUGCGUCGCCGCCGCUUUCGACGAGUGGGUCGACACGACGACGGAGCUGAAGCGUCAGAGGGUGAUCGUGAGGAGAGUCCUCGCGAAAAUCACGGAGCGGACGCUCUCGAGCGCGUUUUAUCACUGGCGAGAGAUGGUCGUCGAGAAACAAGAGCACGACGUCGCGGUGGAGGAACAAAAGGAGACCAACUUGAAAAAGAUCCAGCGUUUCGUCCUCGCGUGGACGAACCGAAGCCUCAACGCGGCGUUCGUUCAGUGGGAGUCGAACGUGAUCGAACUCAGGCGGCAGCGGAAGAUUCUGAACAACUGCGUGCAGAGAAUGUCGGCGCGCGCGCUGUACUCAUCGUUUCAAGGCUGGACGGAGCACGCGGAGUCGCGGAAGCGCCACCGGAUCGUCGUCAAGCGCUCGCUCGCGAAGUUCGCGCGACGGUCGGUGAACGAGUUCUUCUACGCCUGGGCCGAUCACGUCGUCGAGAAACGCGCGGAGGACGAGAGGCUGUACGCGGAGCAAAUCGCGAAAGCGCAAGAGUGGGAGGCGAAAGUCGCGAAAGCGCAGCGCUUCGUCAUGGCCGCGGAACGCCGCUCUCUGAUCGAGAGCUUCUCCGUUUGGGAGACCAACUGGAGGAACAUUCGAACGCAGCGACGUAAGAUGUCGCAGUGCCUGUCGCGCAUGACGCAGCGCCGCGUUUUUUCCGCGUUCGCGCAGUGGGCGGACGAGGCGCAGCGCAUCUCGCGUGAACGACGCGUCGUGCGCCGGACGCUGAUGCGAAUGACGCACCUGACGGUCUCGUCCUCGUUUUACGAGUGGCGAUCGUCCGUGGGCACGCGCAAGGCGGAGGAGGCGGAGGAGAAGCGUAAGGACCUGAUCGCCGCGAAAUUUAUCAAGUUCAUGCACCUGUCCGUCGCCGCGGCGGCGAUGAAGCGGUGGCGCGAAGUCACGGAGGAGGCGAUCGCGGAACGGAAACGCGUGGAAAUUUGGGCAGCGAAACUGAAACGCUGCGAGCGUUUCGUUCUCGCGAUGCAGCUCCGAUUCCUUAAGAGCGCGUUCCUCGGGUGGUCCGCGAAAGCCGCGCGCUUCGCGAGCUCGCGCCGUAAGAUGAGGAACGUCCUCGCGAACAUCUCCCAGCGCGCGAUGGUCACGGCGUUUACGACGUGGCUCGACGUCGUCCACGAGCUGUCGCGUCAACGAGUCAUCGUCCGCCGCGUCCUUCUCAAAAUCUCCGCGCGUCUGAAAGCGACGUCGUUCUACGACUGGCACGAUAAGGUCGUCGCGAAGCGAGAAAACGCGAAAAGAGAACUCUCGGAGUGGAAGACCAACAUCGUCAAAGUCGAGCGGUUCGUCCGCGCGAUGCGCCACCGGUCGACGCGGGCCGCUUUCUCGCGGUGGGAAGAGCACUGGCGGUACGUCCGUCUGAUGCGCCGAAAGAUGAACACGUGCCUCGUGCGCAUGUCUCAGCGCGCGGUGUUCAGCGCGUUCUCGCGGUGGCUCGACGCCGUGAACGACCUGAAGCAGCAGCGCGGGGUGUUACGCCGCGCGGUGAUGCGCAUCUCCCGACGAAAGCUCGCGGGAUCUUUUUACGACUGGCAAGAGCGCGUGAAAGACCAGAAGAUUUUCGCCGCCAAGGCGCUGAUGUCCGAGCGGACGAUCAUGGCCGCGUUCCAGCGCACGCUCUUCGCGUCGUUCUCGAAGUGGAAAGACGUCACGCGGCGCGCGAUCGAGGCGGAGAUUAAAGUGCGAAGGAGCCUCCUUCGACUCACGGAUCGGUACGUCGCGAGGGCGUUCCUCGACUGGCACGCGAAAGUCGCCGCGAAGCGUAAGAUGCUCGAGGAGAAGGAGAAAGAGCUCGCGCUUUGGGAGCUGAAACUCCAGAAGUGCGAGCGUUUCGUGCUCGCGAUGCAGCACCGCGCGCUCCACGCCGCGUUCGCGCGCUGGGAGGACAUGGCCGCGGAGCAGAUCGCGAUGCGUCGAAAGGCGAGAAACGUCGCGGCGCGGUUUACGAAACGCGCGAUGACGGCCGCGUUCGAGCGCUGGUUCGAGACGACGUGCGAUCUCAGGCGCCAGCGCGUCAUCGUUCGACGCGCGAUCGCGAAGAUCGCCGAGCGCGCGUUAUCCCAGGCGUUCUACCAGUGGCAAGGCGAGGUCAUCGCGAGGAACGAGAGGGUCAUCGCGGAGCAGGAGCGGUGGCAGCAGGACAUCAAGAAAGUGGAGCGAUUCGUUCUCGCGUGGCAGAACCGGUUCUUAUCCGCGGCGUUCUUUCAGUGGAAUGCGAACUGGCGCGAGAUGAAAGUCCAGCGACGCAUCUUGAACAACUGCCUCGUGCGCAUGUCCCAGCGUCUCGUGUACGCCGCGGUCAGCGGCUGGGCGGACCACGUCGUCGAGAUUAAACGCCAGAGGGUCAUCAUGCGUCGGGCGCUGUUCCGCGUGACGCAACGGAAAGUCGCCCAGGCGUUCUACGACUGGCGAGACGCGAUCGCGGACGCGAAAGCGUUCGCGUACAAGGCGCACGUCAGCCAGCGGUUCCUCAAGGCGAUGAUGCAGAGGACGGCCUUCGCCGCGUUUCAUCGCUGGAAGGGCGUCACGCGAGACGCGAUGCUCGCGGAGGUGAAGAUCCGACGCAGCAUCUUGCGCAUCAUGGAUCGCACGGUGGCGUCUUCUUUCCUGGACUGGCAGUGGAAAGUCUCCGAGAAGCGCAAGCACGUGGAGAAGGAGGAGAAGGCGCGGAAGCUCUGGGAAGCGAAACUCCAGAAGUGCGACCGUUUCGUUUUAGCCAUGCAGCAUCGCGCGCUCCACGCCGCGUUCGCGCGCUGGGAGGAGAUGACCGAGGAGGUGAGAUCCCAACGCCGACGCGUCCGGCUCGUCGCCGCGCGACUCACCAAGCUCGCCGCGGUCGCGUCGUUCGCGCGCUGGAUCGACGUCGUGGACGAGCUCAAGCGCCAGCGAUCGAUCGUCCGACGCGUCCUCGCGAAGAUCGGCGAGCGCGCGAAAUCCAGCGCGUUCUACGAGUGGCUCGACGCCGUCGACGCGCGCAAAGACGCGGAGGCGCGCGACAGCGAGCGGUGGCUCGCGCGUCUGAAGACGGCGGAGCGGUUCCUAUUCGCGAUGCAGAAACGGUCGCUCUCGCACGCGUUCGUUCGCUGGCGGCGCGUCCGCGCGCACCUUAAAGAACAGCGCGGGAAGAUCAACGUCGUCCUCGCGCGGAUCAAGUCCCACGCCGCGCACGCCGCGCUGAUCACGUGGGACGACAACGUCCGAGAGCUUCGCCGUCAGCGUCUGAUUCUCACGCGCGCGGUUUCGAAAUUCUCCCGACGCGCGCUGACCGAGACGUUCUACGCGUGGGCGGAUAAGAUCGCGAACGAUAAGCAGCACGCGCAUCGAUGCGCGGUCGCCGCGCGCUUCCUGCGCGCGAUCCAGCAGCGCUCGUUGUUCUGCGCGUUCAACCGUUGGCUCGUCCAGACGAAGAACGCGAUCGAGAACGAGAACAAAGUCCGACGAAGCGUCCUGCGGCUCGCGGGGGAGACGCUCUCGUUUUCGUUCCUAGAGUGGCACCGCAAAGUCCGCGAGAAGAGAGCGAACGAGGAGAAGAUGGAGAGAGAAGCCAGGCUGUGGGAGUUCAAGCUCCAGAAGUGCGAGCGCUUCGUCAUGGCGAUGCUUCAGCGCUCCCUGCACGACGCCUUCGCGCGUUGGGCGGAGAUGACGGAGGAGAAGCGUCGGGCGAGGCUGGCGGUGCGACGCGCGGUGACGAAACUCACCAAGCGCGCGAUGGCGGCGACGUUCGAGCGGUGGAGCGACGUCGUCGUCGAGCUCCGGCGUCAGAGGGUCAUCGUCCGUCGCGUCCUCGCGCGAGUCACCGAGCGCGUCAAGUCGAGCGCGUUCCGCGAUUGGCUCGACGCGCUGGAGACGCGCAAGGAGGCGGAGGCGGCGGAUCAGGCGGCGUGGAGACGCGACGUCGUCAAAGUCGAGCGGUACGUCCGCGCGAUGCGACACCGCGGUCUCUCCGACGCGUUCCGGAACUGGCACGAGAACUGGCGGCGCAACAAGCUCGCGCGAAGGAAGCUUAACGGGUACCUCGUGCGCAUGACGCUCCGCGACAUCGCGUUCGCAUUCGACGGCUGGGCGCACGCGACGCGAAAGUUCAAACGCGAGCGACAGCUUGUCCGCCGCGCGUGCGAGAAAAUAUCGCGACGGCGCGUCGCCGAGGCGUUCUACGACUGGCACAAGUCGCUGAGGGACGACCAGAAGUACGCGCACGCGGUGCAAAAGUCCGAGCGGUACCUGCUGGCGAUCAACAAGAACCUUCUCUUCAGGGCGUUUACGAGGUGGAACGAGCAAGCGGCGAACAUCAAGCGCAUGGACUUGCAGCUCUCGCGAGCGAUAUUACGGAUGCAGGACAAGUACCUCGCGCGCGCGUUCAUCGACUGGGCCGAGAAGGUCGAAGCGAAACGUCAGCACGUCGUCGACGAAGCGAAAGAGCACCGGCACUGGCUCGGGAAGCUCCACCUGUGCGAUCGCUACGUCGCCGCGAUGCUGGACAAGCUCCUCUUCGCGUCGUUCGCGUCCUGGCGCGCGGCGGCGGAGAACGCGACGCGCCUGAAGCGCUUACUCCACGGCGUCGGGACGCGGUUCGCGCAUCGAUCGAUGGGCGCCGCUUUCAACGCGUGGGUCGAGCGCGUCGACGACGCGCGGCACUACCGCGCGGCGUACGCGUCCGUUCUGAAGCAGUGGCUUCGCGCCAAUCGCGCCUCCGCGUUCAUGACCUGGCGCGACGCGACGCUGGACGCGAAGGACGCCCGCGCGACGGGCCGACGCGUGAUCGCGCGCGCGAAGAACCGCUCGAUGUUCCGCGCGUUCUCCAAGUGGCACGCGCGCGCGAGCUUCUGCGACGAGCUCGCGGAGUGCAACGCGAGAAAGAUGCGCGCGUCGGCGCGGCGUCGCGCGUUCAGAGCGUGGGCGGCGCAACGUCUGCGGACGAACGCGUCGGCGAAACUCGCGGCGAAAAUUUUUAUCAAGCACGGGCGGAGGGUCCUUCGCGAGGCGUUCAGCGACUGGGAGAUCGCGUGCGGGGACAAGCGCCGUCGCCGCGCGUACGCCGCGAAAAUGAUCGAACGCGCGGUGAGGCCCGGGACGCGAUCGAGCUUCGAGCACUGGGCUUGGCUCGUGCGCGAGCGACGCGAGGCGCGCGUGAAGACGUCGCGGUUCAUCGACCGCGACCGCCGCGUCCGCGUCCGCGCGUCGUUCGACCGAUGGGCUCGACGCGCGGUCGACGAGAAGCGCAGGCGGAGAUCGAUCGAUCGCGUGACGCGCCGCGUCGUCCAUCGCCAGUGCGCGCGCGCGUUCGACCGCUGGAUCGACGUCGCGAAGGACUGGGCGACGACGCGACGAAAAAUGCGGCGACACGUCGCGCGUUGGAGCGUCAUCGCGACCGCGCGCGCGUUCGAGCGCUGGGUCGCGUUCUUCGGCGAGUCGCGCAAGCAGCGCGUCGUCGUCCGCGCAUUCGUCCAUCGGAUGUCGAACCUGACGACGGCGCGCGCGUUCGCGGGCUGGACCGCCGCGCGCGCCGCCGCGAAUGAAUCGCGCGGAAAGAUGCGAAAAGUUGUCGCGCGCGUCGCCCGGGCGAAACUCGCCGCCGCGUUCGACGGCUGGUUCCUCUCCUUGGACGACGCGAAGCGCGCGCGCGUCAUCGCGCGCCGCGCGAUCGCGCACUGGAGCAAGAAAGCGCUCGCGGACGCGUUCGACGCGUGGGCGACGAAGACGUCCACGUGGCACGCGGCGCGCGUCGCGAUGGCUCGCGUCGCGGCGCGUUGGACGCGUCGCCGCGCGUCUUCCGCGUUCAACGCGUGGGCGCACGAGGCGCGGACGUUCAAGCGCGCGAGCGAGGUGGCGUCGCGGCGGAAGCGCGUCAAGGACGUCGCGGCGGCGCGCGCGGCGCUCGUGACGUGGUGGAGCGCGCAUCGCGAUCGGAAGGCGAUGUUUACGAAAUUUUUCGCCGACCCGCCGUCGAGGGUCACGCGCCUGAGCGUCUACUUCGCGAAGUGGAUGGUCAACGCGUCGACGCAGAGAAGGGUCGGGCACGUGCGGUGGACGUGGGCGAGACGUCGACGGACCGCGACGAUGGCGUACGUUUUCAACGGCUGGGUCGACGAAACCGUCGAGAACCGGCGGUUACGAUCCGUGGUCGCGCGCGCGGCGACGAAGGCGUUCGGCGUCCAGGCGCGGACGACGCGUUGGUCGAUCGUGCGCUGGCAUCAGAUCGCGGUCAAGUCGCGCUACGAAGAAGGCGCCGCCGCGAGGGCGCACCAAUCCCUCUUCGAAUCCGUCGGCGCGCGCGUGUACUACAACCUCACGCGAAGACGCGUCGCGGCAGCGUUCCGCGGCUGGCGCGCCAACGCGUCCGAGACGCGUCGCGCGAUUCGCCUCCUCUACCGCGCCGCGGUGCGUCUCGCGGAGCGUCGCGUCUCGCGCGCGUUCAACGCGUGGCUCGACCUCGCGUCCGAGACUGGCGAACACCACCGAAAGCUUCACAUGGCGUCGCGGUGCGUGCGCGCGAUGUCGCACCGCAAGCUGUACGCCGCGUUUAGGGGCUGGUGGACGCGGACGUCGGAGCGGCGGCGACUUUUUUCGGCGUUGCUUCGCGCGGCGUCGAAGCUCGCGCGGCGUCGGCUCGCGACGGCGUUCGGGAAAUGGGCGCACGAGCACAGGCGCGCGGACGCGAUGCAUCUCGUCGGGCGUCGCAACGCGGUGCACGUCCAGCGGAUGUUCGACCGCGUCCACGACCGGUGCAGGACGCUCGCGUAUAAGCGCUGGGUCGAGUUCGCGAGCGAGCGGGCGCGCGAACGACGGUUGGCCGUUCGCGCGAUUCGUCGGAUGACGGAUCGUCGCGCGUCGCGCGCGUUCCUCGGCUGGCGCGAGCGCGCGUCCGAGCGUAAGAGGGUGAAGCGCGUCGUGAUCCGAGCCGCGCAGCGGAUGAUGCACAAGCGCUUGGCGUCGUCGUUCUGGACCUGGGUCGAGCGCGCGGCGGAGGGGCGCGAAGAGAAGGAGAGAGAAAAAUCGCUCGCGGCCAAGUGCGACCGCGUCGUCGCGGCGAAGAUAAAACGCGUCGUCGCGAAGGCGUUCCGGGGGUGGUGGAAAGCGUCCGCGUACGACGCGCGCCUCAACAUGGACGCGACGAGAGAGGAAGCGAUCGAGUUCAACUCCGUCGCGAGCGCGUUCGCGCGCGUGCGUUCGAGAAAUACGCGCGAGGCGUGCUUCUUCCGAUGGGUCGCGCUGGCGCGCGAGGCGUCUUCGGAUUACGUCGCGCCGCGAAAAUACGCGCGCGAUAGGGAGAGCGAAAAAGACUGGACGCGCGAGCUCGCGAUCCGCGACAUGUUCGUCCGCCGCGCGUUCGUGAAGCGUCUGCGGCUCUUCAACGCGUGGAAGCGGUGGACAGCGCGUAGGAUCGCGCUCGCGGCGAGGGUCGGGAAAGAGAUGCGCGUCUUCGUGGAGCAAAGAGCCGCGCGUCGCGCGCUCCGAGCGUGGAACGAUCUCGCGUACGAGCGGCUGGCGCGCGAGAGCGCGGAGGCGACGGCGAAGCGGCACCGGUUCGCGACGCUCAUGACGCCGUUUUUGCGCGCGUGGGGCGUCCACGCGAAGAAAGAGGCCGCGGAUGCGAGGGCGGUCGCGGCGGCGCUCGCGGCGGCGACGAAGACUCCCGGGGCGGGGACGGGGCUGGAGCCCGUCCGCGUCGGCGGCGGCGGCGGCGGCGGCGGCGGCGGCGGCGGCGGCGCGUUCUCCCCGAUCGCGCUCCCGUCGCUGUCGCCGCUCGCGGGCGCGACGGGGUGGGAUUUCGAUAGGAAGUUCGAGGAGAACCUCCCGGCGAACUCGCCGCUGCCGUUCGCCGCCGCCGCGGGGGGCGGCGCCGCGCCGUUCGACUUCGACGACGCGCUCGAGCGACAGCAGAGGCAGCUCGCGCGAAACUUGGAGGCGCGCGCGGCGAUGCGCGAACGCGUCGCCGCGACGCCGGCGGCGGCGACGCCCGCCGUCGUAACGCACGUCGCUCCGGCGUUCAGGCCGCCGCCGAGCCCGCCGAAGCUUCACGGCGCGCUGGACCCCGCGCAUCGGAAGGUGAUCGAGGAGAUCGCCGCGCUGGAGGGCGUCGUGAGCGCGCAGACGGAGGAGCUGUCGUCGCGCGGUCUGUCGUCGCCGCGUCGGUCGCCCGGCGGCGGCGGCGGGAGAGACGGCGGCGGCGCGCGUCCGUCGUCGUCGGCCGCGAGCGCGUCGAUCGACUCGCGGCUGCUCGACAUGGAGGCGAGGAUGACCGGGCUGCUGAUGCAGAAGGAGAGUCUCCGGGAGGAGAUGAGCGGCGUCGGCGGCGCGGCGAGGUCGGAGGACUCGGCGCGACGCUCGACGGAGAGGAAAAAAUAAACUAUCGACGAGAGACGGGAAGGAGACGAGCGCGCGCGCGGGACGAACGCGACGACGACGACGACGCGCGCGCUCGCGAUGCGCACGACGAGUAGUAGACUUAGAUGUGAAUGACAGUAGCUUAACGACC